This is a messenger RNA of Zasmidium cellare ATCC 36951, 546 nucleotides long. RefSeq lists its product as uncharacterized. The transcript is spliced from 2 exons. The record is from RefSeq and is a predicted model, not a curated record. Lineage: Eukaryota; Fungi; Ascomycota; Dothideomycetes; Mycosphaerellales; Mycosphaerellaceae. The coding region runs from base 1 to 546 and encodes 181 amino acids. Gene Ontology annotation, cellular component: plasma membrane.
AUGCUCCUCACAACGCUCGUCACGGCUCUGCUCUCAGCAGCUGCCCUCACCACCGCCCAAGUCCAGCAGAGUAUCGUCAACCCGACCACCGCCGCUAGCACCGCGACGCCCCUCCCCAGCGCCUCCAACUACGCUUACGCCGGCUGUUGGAACGAAACGACCCAGGUGCCUAACACCGGCGGCCUCCGCGCCCUCUCAAAUGGCAACAGCUCGGCAAACAACACAAUGACCAUCACCUCCUGCAUCGCCUACUGCGCCUCCUUCUCCUCGCAAUUCGCCGGCCUCGAAUACGGCCGCGAAUGCUACUGCGCCAGCUACCUCUCCUCCUUCUCCGUCAAGCUCAACGAGUCGCGGUGCAACUUCGCGUGCAACGGCAACGCGAGUGAGGUGUGCGGUGGAAGGUUGGCGCUGACGUUAUAUAAUCGGACGGGCGAUGGGAAGAGUAGUGGGAGUGCGGCGGGGAGGUUGGUGGGUGGGGGUGGUGGGGCGGCGGCGUGGUAUGGGUUUGCGGGGAUUGGCAUGUUGGUGCUUGCGGCGGUGCUGUAG